This is a messenger RNA of Bactrocera latifrons, 2164 nucleotides long. Its product is annotated as leucine-rich repeat-containing protein 15. Gene Ontology annotation, molecular function: protein binding. Gene Ontology annotation, cellular component: membrane. Lineage: Eukaryota; Metazoa; Arthropoda; Insecta; Diptera; Tephritidae. The record is from RefSeq and is a predicted model, not a curated record. The coding region runs from base 816 to 2126 and encodes 436 amino acids. The transcript has 6 exons.
GUGACGCGUUGGAUCCAGUUUGGAUGCGUCGCUUUGGAUACUUGGCAUUGCAUUUUCUUUUAGCGUGGCUGGUAGCUGCCUGUGUGACUGCAAGCCAGUGAAACAAGUUAAAUAAAUAUACUCCGUUGUGCAUAAUGCCGUUUAUUUAUAAAGUAAAUUGAGCAAACGGAAGUGUGUGGAAAAAAUCAAACAAAAAUUUCUGGCUCACAUUUGGGCGAGCGAUUUGUAAUCGAAUUGCCGCGUGUGUGUGUGUCUCACUUUCAGUGUACUGAGUGGAAGUAAGUGUUAUUUAGGGGGCUUCGGAGUAAAAGUGCAUAAAUAGUUAAUAAAAAAUUAUUAAAAAAUCAAAAAGUUAGUAAAAUUGUGCUUAAACACAUAUGUAUAUGCGAUAUCAAAAUUGAAAUAUACGUACACACAAGUGAAAAACAAAUGCACUGCAUAAUUUUUAUUUUUAAAAUAAAAUAAUUUUUGUGCAAAAUCAAACUGCAAAAUGCAACAAGCCACUAACAACACUAUUUACUAUAGCUAAACAUAUGUAUGCUAGCAUACAUGCGUAUAUAUACCGACAUAUAGCUGCAUACGAUUUUUUUGCUCAAACGUUAUCUGCGAAUUCUUCAGACUUUUAAUGCGACACAAGGUAUUUUCUAUGCAUUUACUACAAUUGCUUAGUGCUUACCGGACACCAUCGAGGAAUCAUCUCUUUAUAAAGAAUAAUUAAAGUGAAGUUUUCUGCUAUUGAACAAAAUUUAAGCAUCUACAAGUGCCAACUAACUGUCUCCCAGCUGCGAAACCCACCCACCAUAAACCGCGCAAGAAUGAAUACUUCUGCUAGCAUAAAGUCACAGCUGCUGCUUUACGCGCUGCUCACCAUCACCUGCUUAUGCGUCACGGCACAAUUACCCGCGACAGGCUCUUCAAAUUGUGGACCCAAUUUUCCGUCGGCCUGCCUUUGUGGACGCGAGCUGUACGAGGGCAGCAUCAGUUACAUUGUAAACUGCACGAAUACAGGCAUCCACAACACCAGCGUGCUCGAGUUCAUGCCGGACGAGGUGGAAAUUUUAAUAUUCACCGGUAAUAUUGUGCCCGAAUUACCAUGGAAUGUAUUCGGCUCGAUUAAUGACUACAAAAAUCUGAAGAUCGUCGAUAUGAGCAACAAUCACAUACGUGAAAUACGCGGAAAAUCCUAUCAUCACGUGCAAAAUGUAGAGCGUUUGAUAUUAAAUCAUAACAAUUUGAGCAUUUCACGCGAAGAUGACGAAGUCAAUCACCAUCAUCCACGCGUGUUUUCGAAUUUCCUAAAUUUGCAAAGUCUACACCUAACCGACGCGUUCGCUGAUAACAGUUCGCCACAGCUAAGUGAAGAUUUGCAUGAUAUUUUCGUGAACAGUCAGCUGAACAAGCUGCAGAAAUUGCAUUUGGAGCAAAACGAAAUCACACACUUCAAGGAUCGCAAUGUCUUCUGUGAUCUGCCGAGUCUGCGCGAUUUACACUUGGGCGAUAAUCUACUUAAAGAUAUCAAUUUUGAGGUGCGUUGCUUGAAAAAUUUGCGCUUUCUCGAUUUGGAGCGCAACAAAUUUGAAUAUGUGAAGACACACGACAUGAUGCUACUCAACGAACUGGAGACGCGCAGCGAUCGCACCACCAAUCUCAUUGUCGACUUCAAUCUCAAUCCAUUCCUUUGUGAUUGCAAAAUCAGCUCCUUUCACACCUGGAUUCUCUCGACGAACGUAACGGUACGCAAUAAGAAUACGCUAAUGUGUUAUCACAACGAUGUCGAGCCACUACCGAUCAUGGAACUGAAUAUGGACGGCUGUGCGGCAGCGGUAGCGGCUGCUGCCAUGAUGUUCAACACAGCAACAGAUGCGCACUAUGGCGGCAAUGGCAUGGAGCAAAGCAUAAGUGACGGUAGCACGGCAGCCGGACGGCCGCACAUGAAUCAGCACACAGUGACACUUAUCUUCCUGCUGAUUGUUUUGAGUAUGAUUUUGUUGGGGCUGGUGGUGGCGCUGGUCUAUGUGAGUCGUGAGCGCAUUAAAUACAUGAUAACGCCGGUGUUCGAUAAUGUUGCCAAGAAGGUGCAAUACACAUCGAUCAAAGACGAGGAUUGCCCGGAAGUGUAUGUUUAAGGCGCGCAAACCGCUGCGUAAAAAUCGAUAAAAAAAAA